This is a messenger RNA of Mya arenaria, 1011 nucleotides long. RefSeq lists its product as uncharacterized. Bases 1 to 1011 code for a protein of 336 amino acids. The record is from RefSeq and is a predicted model, not a curated record. NCBI's taxonomy places the organism in Eukaryota, Metazoa, Mollusca, Bivalvia, Myida, Myidae. The transcript is spliced from 3 exons.
AUGAAGAAGAAAACUAUGUGGGAUACCAUAGGCAGUAAGUUUCAAGACAUGGGAUAUGGGUUCAUUAGCGAACAAAUAUGUGGAAGAUGGAAGUCGCUGAUGAGAGCGUACAAGAACACGAAGGAUAGUAACAAAAAGUCAGGUAGCUGUAGGAAAACAUUUGAAUACGAAGAUCAAUUAGAUGAACUGUUUGCGAAGGAUCCAACUAUUCAACCUGAAUGCACUUUGUCCUCAAAUUCAACUACGGUUUCAAAAAGAUCCGCAAGCGAUGAAACUGACAAAGACGAUGAUAUUUCAUCUUCUAGUACUCCAGAAGUUCCAAAGAAGAAGGCUUCCCGUUCAAAUGCUAGUGAACUGGUUUCUCUCUUUAAGACUUACCUGGAUGAGCAAAAAGAAAGAGAGAAAGAUAUAAGAGAAAGACCACAGUCAAAGAUGUCGCUGUUCGUUCCGGACGAACACAGCAAAACAUUUUUCAAAUGUUCAGACUGUUCGAAUUUCUUCCAAGAUAUGGAGGUAUUGAAACAACAUCCUUGUCAUUCUGGCAUAGAAGGUGGUACUGCCGGUUGUUCUGACUCCCAAGACGCCAUCACAGGCAACAGUGCUGUAAACUUUAUGGCUGAAAAAGAUCAAUUAGAUGAACUGUUUGCGAAGGAUCCAACUAUUCAACCUGAAUGCACUUUGUCCUCUAAUUCAACUACGGUUUCAAAAAGAUCCGCAAGCGAUGAAACUGACAGAGACGAUGAUAGUUCAUCUUCUAGUACUCCAGAAGUUCCAAAGAAGAAGGCUUCCCGUUCAAAUGCUAGUGAACUGGUUUCUCUCUUUAAGACUUGCCUGGAUGAGCAAAAAGAAAGAGAGAAAGAUUUAAGAGAAAGACGUGAACAGAUGCAUACUGAACGCAUGCAAACAAUGAACAGUCUAAUAGAAGCUAUAUCUAGUAACAGAAACAAUAAUGCAGGCAAUCAAUCUUGCCACCAUUCAUUAGGAAGGAAAGAAUGGGACCCACGUUACUAA